AUGAACCAGCCAAUGAAGCUAUUUGGCUUCCCCACGCCGAUGGAAGCAGGCCUAGCUUGCGUCAUCUGGCUCAUCGUACUUACGGCUAUCGAAGUCGUUGUUUCCAAUCCUGAUGCCGUCCUCGUGACGAUCUAUAUUAGCGUCCUCGCCUCGUUUAGUGCCAACCGGUCCUUCGCCAAUUUGGUGACCGCCAUCUGUUGCGUGUUCGUCACCGAGUACCUCUGGGACCACAUUUGCCAAUUGACUCAAGAAUCACUCACCAAUGAUAACGCUGUUGAAGUUGACAAUCUUUCUCCUGAAAUACCUCAAACUUCGCAAUCUUCGUUUAUUAGACGAGCUUAUGGGGCGACAUUGAUAUCGUCAAUGGUGACCACGGCCUUGAUCAUCAUCUAUUUCACGGUGACCAUGCUCCUGCUUGAAUCCCGCCAAAUCGAUAAUAAUCCAUGCGUGCUCACCACCCAUGAUUUCCCUUACCAAACCAUCCAUAAUAUUGCCCAGUUAGUAUUCUUCAAUUACUUGUGCUGGGCUUUAGUAGCCUUAUUGGCAUUGGUUGCUCAGCUUAUCAAUUUCGAUUGGUCGGCUGCUUUCGUGUGGUUCUUUGACCUCGUAUACCAGGUCGAAGAGUUUCUCGCAAUCCACGUCUGGAAAUUGCUCGAGUUCAUCUGGAAACCGUUAAGGUACGUUUCCAAAGCAGUGGCGGCUGUGGUGGUGUGCAUAAUCAAACUAUUCUUAGCCCUUCUUGGUUUGGUAUGGGUGAUAGUAGUGGUGAGUGCCAUUGAAAUUGGCCACCUGCUUAUCUAUGGGUGGCGGUUAGUGGUCUCCGUGGCCCAAACGGUGUGGCUUUAUUGCCAAGCAGCAGCGGUACCCAUAGUGUUCACUGGUGUCCUCAUCUUUGCCAUAUUGUCCAUCUUGUGGAACAGCUUCAAACACACACCGACAACACUUCCCCACUCCCCCUCGCCUUCCCAUACUGUCAUUGCUUCACUUCUGGAGCGACAAUUACAUGAUGUUGCCACUGCUCUUGAAUUGAGACUCGAGAUUCAAGAAUUGAGAAUGACAAUUUCUGAUUUGGGAUCUGCGAUCAGAAAAAGAAGCAAAUCCAAGCUAACCAACAGCGACACCGCAUCACCAAGCCCACCAGCGAAACGAAACCACUUGGAACUGUCACUGGAAAACAGCCUGCCUGACGACACCGCCACUUUAGUCUGCGACGCUCUGCCCAAACCACCAAAAUUUGUCACUAAUGGCAACAAAUUUUACCCCACUCUCCCUCAACUUGACGCUGCUGUUGUCUAUAUGGUCAACCCGGAAGAUGUUGGCGAAACUGACGCCAAACCAGAGUCCCCUGAGCCUAACGGAGGUGAGUCAGAAUCACCCCAGGGCAGUCGAGAAAUUGCUAUUCAAACUGAUGAUGCCAACCAGGACGAGGAGGAGACAUCGCGAGUGGUGAUUGCCAGUAUCGAGACAGCACUCCAGGAAGAACAGGCCCGCAACCACCGGUUGUACAGCGACAACCAGCUCUUGCACGCGGAUUUGCAACAAUCCCAAGGCGUCAACGCCCAAUUGCACCGCCGGUUGACAGCGUUUGAACAGCAGAACGAGCAGUUAAUCACCGACUACGGCAUCUUGGAGGAAAAGUUUCACAAAUUGCAACUCACUGUGGGCCAACCACACCCAGAAGUGGCUCGGUUAAACGAAGAGAAUAACCAAUUGCGGGGGUCUCUUACUCAAUUGCAACAACGGUUCAACGAAAUGAGCAACCUCAACGACCAGGUCAUCAUCGAAAUUAACCAAAUGACCGAGGAAAACAACCGGUUGCAACGGGUAAAGCGACAAUCGGAGGAGGAAACCGAGCAAUUAAAACUCAAGGAGGUCGAGGAAACCAAGGCUGGCAUCGACCGUGAAGGCACGGAUGCUAAUGCAAUUGAGUCGGCGGCGGAAUUGCUUGAAUUUGAACGUGGAAGCAUUGCUGCUAUUGAAGACGUUGUUCAACAGUCACAACAGUUGACUGAAGAAGCUAAGCUUCAAUUGUUUGCGCUUGAUUUGGCCAUAAAGGAGUCAAAUAAUAAACUUGACGACAGUAUCUCGCAAUUGAAGGACACCGACGCCGUUCGCAUGAGUCUUGAAGCCGAAGUAGAGGCCAAAGAACAUGAACUUAACCGGUUAUUGGGUCAAAUUGCUGCUCGUGUUGAGCAAUUGGAGACGGCCAAGGAUAAACUUGAUGAAUCAAAGCGCCAUUUGGACGAAACCAAACCCAUUUUAGACCAAGUGAGAACCGCAUUCAGUCCCGAAGCUGAGCCUGACGAAGACACCAAAGUUGAAACUGACGCGGAGCCCGAAAUGGAGCCUCAACCUGACGUUGAGGACGAAGUGGUGAGUGGCGUUGAGCCUAACGUACAACUUGAUGUUUACAGCGAUACGUCGGAGCUGGACCUCUAUGCUCCCGCACCUACUUCCGCUGUAGUUCCUGCUGCCCCACCGGUGAGCCCGAUGGUUGGUACUCCAGGGCUUGGUAUCUCUUUUGAUGUUCCGCCAGAUGCGAAAGAAAACAUUGUCAAGGCCAAAUCGCCUGAGCUUGGGGCUGCGGUCAAGGCCGAUACCCCUGACGUUAGCAGCGUAACCGUGUCUGAGAUGCCUUCUCCUGAAAUUGGGUCGCCUGACGCAGAAGAGCCAAAUCCUGAAACCGACAAGCUCGCCGAAGCUGAUAAGCGUGACUCGGAGAUUGACGAGCCUGGCAACAGUCCUGACAAGCCCAACCCGCCGUCUUUGAAGACUGAACCCGAUCCUGAAGUUGGCAUUGUCACCGAGGCUAACAAGCCUAACCUUGAGGUUGGCAAUGAAGCGACCAGAGGACCUGCUGAACCUGCCAAUAAGGUCGAUGCCAAGAAGGUUUCCAAAUCCAAGCCGCUCUUGAAGAAACCGUUUGACCCUUACGCUAAGCCGAAGGCUAAAACCAAGCGUAAGUCUCAGGCUAAGACACUGGCGAAAGACAAGGCACAAGGUGACGUUUCGGGUAAACCUCUGCUCAAGCGACAGGACGACAACCAGGAAACGACCGAUGACAACCCACAGGAUGAUGUCCAGGCCAUGACUGAUGCCAAACCACAGAUUGAGGCCAAGCCGGGAAACACCACUGAGACCAAGCCACAAGACACAGUUGAUGCUGAUGACGCCAAAACUGAGGAAGAAGCCAAACUGAAGGAUGAUGUCCCCGCCGCUCCCAAGCCGAAGAAAAAGAAAAAGAAGAAGAAGAAGAAGAAGAAGCCAAAAGCGAAAGAUGAGAAGCCACCGUUGAUAAUCAACCCAGAUUUCACUAUCUUGAACUAUCAAGCCGGAGAAACUUCGGAGCCACCGUUGCCUCUCAUGCCAAUGAAGUUUGGCACGUACCAGCAAUUUCAACAGAAGCAGUUUGAGGAUUCUCUCAGACUUUGGCGGCAAAACCCAGCUACAGGAGCGGGUCGGAUGGCUUUGAAUCAACCACAAAGGUUCAGACUGAGAGAUUUCAUCGCUGAGAGGAUCGCCAACGCCAACAAUAUAAGGUUGGUUGAAGCUCUUGGGAUUGACGCUGCAUUUGGAGCUCUUGGAGCUGACGCUGCCUUUGGUGCCUUUCGUGAACCACAGGAGUCUUUCCAUGGACCACAGGAGUCCCUCCGUGAACCACAGGAGGCCCUCCGUGAACCAGAGGAGUCAUUCAUCAACUUCUUCGUUGAUACGGAACUGUCAGACACAGAGUAG
This is a messenger RNA of Diutina rugosa, 3735 nucleotides long. RefSeq lists its product as uncharacterized. Lineage: Eukaryota; Fungi; Ascomycota; Pichiomycetes; Serinales; Debaryomycetaceae. The record is from RefSeq and is a predicted model, not a curated record. The transcript has a single exon. The coding region runs from base 1 to 3735 and encodes 1244 amino acids.